AUGAGCGACGGUGAGCUCCAUGAAGAGGAGAACCCGACCAACAGUGCCGCGGAUGACGAUGACGACGAGGAUUAUGAGGAGCCUGGUGGAGGAAAUCACUUCUUGGGGUUUAUGUUCGGCAAUGUAGAUGAUUCUGGUGACUUAGAUGCUGACUAUCUUGAUGAGGAUGCGAAAGAACACCUUUUUGCACUGGCAGAUAAGCUUGGUCCAUCUCUCAAAGACAUUGACCUAAUCAAGUCUUCUCCAGCACCAACUGAUCCUUCUGAACAAGACUAUGAUGAGAAGGCAGAAGAUGCUGUUGAUUAUGAAGAUAUUGAUGAAGAAUAUGAUGGACCUGAAGUUGAAGCAACUACAGAGGAAGACAAUGUGUUGUCAAAAAAGGAUUACUUCUCUUCAUCUACAGUGUAUGCAUCGGUGAAUAGUACAGUUUCAGUGUUUGACGAUGAGAAUUACGAUGAGGAAGAAGAACCACCCAAUGAUAAUGAACCUCCUGGUGAUAGUGCUGCCCAAAAUUUAUCUUCAGUUUCUAUCGAGCAGGCAGAUAUGGCAACCUCAAGCAAUAACCUUGCCAUGGAAAAGAUUGGCUUGUUAUCACAUCCAGAAGAAGGCAUGGACUUUGAAUAUGAAGAUUUGGAGAAUGAAAAGGGCACUGGGGAAGGUCAUCUUGAGCCUGAAAGUGCGACUUCCCUCCCUGUUUUAUGCAUAGAGGAUGGGAACGCGAUCCUGAGGUUCUCUGAAAUUUUUGGUAUCCAAGAGCCUGUAAGAAAAGUGAAAACAGAUCACCACAAACGUCCAGUGAAUAAAGAGCUUCAGAUCACAAAUGUUGCUGACAAUGUUGAAGAAGAUGAGGAACUAAUUCUCCGGAGCACUAUCCAAAAUUUCUCAACUUUGAAGCACAUCCAGAUGAAUGAAGAUUUUGUUGAGAGUGACAGUGAUGAGUCUAUUUCUGAUGUCACUUUAAGGCUAAAGGAUUCAUGUCUUUCAGAACAACCAAUGAAAGAUGCGCAUAAGGAUAUUCGUACUGUCCAGCGAUCUCCAAUUUGUCCUGAUUUUUAUCCACUUGAGCAUGAUGAUUGGGAAAAUGAUAUCAUUUGGAACAAUUCACCAGCAACUGAUCAGCAGCCUUAUGCAAAAAUCUGUGAAUCUGAAGAGAGUGUGGACACCCAUGGUGAAGACCAGGGUAAGGAUUAUGGCCAGGUCUCCAGGUGUUGGGAUGUACAGAGUAAAAGCAAUGGUUCCCCAGUAAUUGAAGAGACUUUUGGUUGUACAGACAUGCCUGCUCCAGCUAACUACUGUUCCCCUGGGAAAAGUUACCCUCCACUGACAAAUGAAGAUAACUUAGAUCACAUAACGCCAAAUAACUUAGAUGAUACAGUUAAAAUUGACACCACGAUGCGUUUAAAUAACCUUAGUUUACUGAACAGGGAAUUAUUAGAAGGAUCAUGGUUGGACAACAUAAUUUGGGAUCCUACUGAGGUUACCCCAAAGCCUAAACUGAUCUUUGACCUCAAAGAUGAUCAUAUGCUUUUUGAGAUCCUAGAUGAAAAGAAUGUGGAUCACCUCCGGUCUCAUGCUCGUGCUAUGAUUGUUAGUCAGUCAACCAAGACUUCAACACCAACAGUUGAUAAUUUUGACAAUCAAGCAAAGACAUUGAGUGGCAGAUUCAACAUCUCCAAUGACAAGUUUUAUUCAAAUAGGAAGACUCCACAGCAAGCUAAAUCUCAUACUAAAAAACGUGCUUUAAUGGGCAUAAAGGUGGUGCAUUCUGCUCCAGCUCAUAAGCUGCAAACCAUGAAGCCAGUAUUGAGCAAUAAGGAAAUUGCAAACUUUCAUAGACCAAGAGGUAAGUGGUACCCACAUGAAAAUAAAAUUGCCGCUCAGUUACAAGGAACUGCUUGUAGCCAUGGGAGGAUGGCUGUUUUACUUAUGUCAUUGGGAGGAAAAGGAGUCAAGAUUUUGGUAAAUGCUGAGGACACUCCGGUCUCUGUCAAAUUAAAAGCAUCAAAGAAGUUCGAAUUGAAGCCUUCCGAGAAGAUCAAAUUGUUCUGUUCUGGGAAAGAGCUUCAGGAUGACAUCUCGUUAGCAAUGCAAAAUGUGCGACCAAACUCCAUUGUGCAUGUUGUUCGCACUGAAGUGUAUCUAUGGCCAAAAGCACAGAAAUUACCUGGUGAGGACAAGCCUCUACGCCCUCCUGGGGCUUUCAGGAAAAAAACUGACUUGUCUAUCAAGGAUGGACAUGUUUUUUUAAUGGAAUAUUGUGAAGAGAGACCUUUGCUUCUCUCGAAUGCAGGAAUGGGAGCCCGUCUCUGUACAUAUUACCAGAAAACUUCCCCAACUGAUCAGACAGCUGCAUCACUGCGAAACAACAGUGAUGGACUGGGCACAGUGCUUGCAAUUGAUCCUUCUGACAAAUCCCCUUUUCUAGGAAAUAUACAUUCUGGGUCCCACCAAUCUUGUCUUGAAACAAACAUGUACAGAUCACCUGUAUUUCCUCAUAAGGUUGCACCAACUGAUUACUUAUUAGUUCGUUCAGCCAAAGGGGCGCUUUCCCUCCGUCGCAUUGACAAGCUAUAUGCUGUUGGCCAACAAGAACCUCAUAUGGAAGUCUUUUCACCAGGGACUAAGAACGUGCAGAAUUAUCUUCUGAACCGAGUUCUUGCAUAUGUUUAUCGUGAGUUUCGUGCUAGAGAGAGGCCUGAUGGUAUUCCUCAGAUUCGAGCUGACGAGUUACCCAUACAAAGUCCUCUGACAGAAGCUAUAGUGAAAAAACGGUUGAAGCAUUGUGCAGAUUUGAAGAAAGGACCAAAGGGUCAUUUUUUCUGGACACAGAGACCUGAUUUCCGGGUUCCAUCAGAGGAAGAACUGAGGAGAUUAUUGACGCCAGAAAGUGUUUGCUGUUAUGAGAGUAUGCAAGCUGGUCUUUAUCGUCUCAAGCGCUUAGGAAUUCUGAAGCUUACUCAGCCUGUUGGACUGGCUUCUGCCAUGAAUCGGCUUCCUGAUGAGGCUAUUGAGCUUGCUGCUGCAUCACAUAUCGAGAGGGAACUGCAAAUCACUAGCUGGAAUCUUACAAGUAAUUUUGUUGCUUGUACUAAUCAGGACAGAGAAAAUAUAGAAAGAUUAGAAAUAACUGGUGUUGGAGAUCCAUCUGGUCGUGGGUUAGGAUUCAGCUAUGUGCGAGUAGCACCAAAAGCACCUGCCUCCAAUUCAGUGCUCAAGAAGAAGUCAGCUGCUGCAAAGGGUACCACUGUAACUGGGACUGAUGCUGAUCUCCGCAGGUUGAGCAUGGAUGCAGCCCGUGAGUUGCUGCUGAAAUUCGGCGUACCUGAAGAGCAAAUUGAUAAAUUAACAAGGUGGCAUCGGAUUGCUCUGGUGAGGAAGCUUUCAAGUGAACAAGCUGCAUCGGGAAUUACUAUUGACGAAAUUCCUGUUAGUAAGUUUGCACGUGGACAAAGGAUGUCUUUUCUGCAACUUCAGCAGCAAACUAGGGAGAAAUGUCAGGAAAUUUGGGACAGACAAGUUCAGUCACUUUCAGCUAUAGAUGGUGAUGACAAUGGCAGUGACACAGAAGCUAACAGUGAUCUAGACUCAUUUGCUGGGGAUCUUGAGAACUUGCUAGACGCAGAAGAAUUUGAUGAUGAGGAUACUAGUACAGCAGACUUGAGAAUUGACAAAGCAGAUGGAAUGAGAGGACUUAAAAUGAGAAGGUGCUCUUCGCAUGCCCAAAUUAACGAGGAAAUUGAAGAUGAUGAAACAGAAGCCUCUCUGGCAAAGAAACUACUUGAAGACGAUGGUAAUGAUGUCAAGAGGAAAAAGCAGCCUGCGGAAUUGACAAAUUGUGGCACCUCUAUAGGUGCCAAUAAAAUGAAGCAGAGUAAGACUGGGCAAAUGAUCAAAUCAUCUGGUUAUGCUGGUGCAUUAACCCCAAAGGAGAGCACACCAAGAGAAGGAAAAGAGGUUGAAAAUUCUUUUGCUGAGGGUGGUUUGCCCUCAAAACUAAAACCAAAGAUGGCACUUGAUGUAAAUGAGAUCCUUCUAGUUAAAAAGAAAAGUGUUCUAGGAAAGGAUGGACCGAAGGAGAAGAAACAGGGUGCAAGGGGGGAUACUCUUGUUUGUGGAGCCUGUGGUCAGGUUGGGCAUAUGCGGACUAACAAACUGUGCCCCAAGUAUGGUGAGGAUCCAGAAAUUUCAGAAAUGGAUGCUAAUUCAGUUAAGUCCAACCCUACGGAUAUAAACCAUUUGCAAGCAAAGAUACCUAAAAGAUUGAUAACAAAAGUUUCCUCUGAAGUUGCUGAAACUGAAGGGCCAGAAGGUAUUGAAAAGACAAAAUCUGUCCCAGUAAAAUUCAAAGUAGGGGCACCUGAUAAAUCCUUGGAGAGGAACAUGUCACUCUCCGUUUCACUCAUUUCUGAUAAACGUGUCAUGGAUGUUACAGACAGUAGAUCUACUGGAAAGGUAAAUAAGAUAGUGAUACCUAAUAAGAUGAAGUCUGAUGAUUUCCCUCCUGACACUCCAAAGCCAUCUGUUGUAUUUCGGCCUCCUGCUGAAGAAAAGAAUGCACCUCUCAAAAAGAUCACCAUCAAGCAGCCUAAAGGCAUAGACCAGCAAAGACAUGUUGAACCUAGGAGUGGUCAGGAGCCCACCAGAAAGACAAGAAAAAUUGUAGAAUUAUCGAGUUUUGAGGAUAAAAGUAGAGAGGAUGAUCAUUGGUUUGGUGGGGAACCCAGCCAGAUGAAUUCCUUGCAUGAGAGGAGGCUGGGUCUGGAAGGAAAAAGAAGCAAAGCCAUAAUGCAAAAUGACAGAUCCUGGAGAGAUUUUGAGGAGCAAAGAGAAAUGCCACAGCCAAGGCUCUUUGAUGCUACGAUAUAUGCAUCCAGGGAUGAAGACCAUCUAAAGGCAAAAAAGAAAAUAAAGAAAAAGAAAAAACAUGAAUUCAAAGAUGAUGACUUACUUGAUCACAGGCCGUACAGAAAUGACAGAAGGGUACCUGAAAGACAUCGAGCAGUAAAAAGAUCUAGUCCGGCUCAUGUGAUUGGAUAUGCGUCAUCUGCUAAGCGUCGCAGAGGAGGAGAGGUUGAGCUCUCCAACAUAUUGGAAAAGAUAGUUGAUCACUUGCGGGGUUUGAGUGGAUCACUGCUAUUUUUAAAACCAGUGACAAAGAAAGAUGCUCCUGAUUACCUUGACUUCAUACAGCACCCAAUGGAUCUUGGUACCAUUAGAGACAAGGUGAGAAAGAUGGAGUACAGAAACCGGGAUGAAUUCAGGCACGAUGUAGCACAGAUACAACUGAACGCACACUUAUACAAUGACGAUCGCCAUCCUCACAUCCCUCCACUCGCUGACGAGCUCAUGGAGGUCUGCGACUAUCUGCUUGACCAAAGUGCAGAUCUGCUCACCGAGGCGGAAGAUGCUAUUGAAUAG
Molecule: messenger RNA, 5418 nt
Organism: Miscanthus lutarioriparius
Lineage: Eukaryota; Viridiplantae; Streptophyta; Magnoliopsida; Poales; Poaceae
Source: the annotation of a GenBank genome assembly